AUGAAUCUUACAGCGACUUCCAAGCAAGGAGAAUUUCAAAGGAUCCAUACUAGCAAAAGGAGUACAGAGGAACAAAUAAAGAAAGUCAUCAGACAUCAGCAAUCGAACGCAAGGAAGAAACAACAUGAAUGUCCCCAAUGUUUCAAGAACUUUGCUGCACCUUCUGCUCUUGCAAUUCAUCAACAAACACACACAGGAGAAAAGCCCCAUCAUUGUUCUCAGUGUGGAAAGACUUUUAGUCGAAUGUCUCAUCUCAAGAACCACCAGAGGAUCCAUACUGGAGAAAAGUCAUAUCAUUGUUCUCAGUGUGGAAAGACUUUUAGUGAAAUGGGUAGUCUCAAGAGACACCAGAGGAUCCACACUGGGGAAAAGCCAUACCAUUGUUCUCAGUGUGGAAAGACCUUUACUCAAAUGGGUGAACUGAAGAGACACCAGAUGAUCCACACUGGAGAAAAGCCAUAUCAGUGUACUACAUGUGGAAAGGGUUUCAGGAGUAGCAAAGAACUUAGAAUCCACCAGAUGACACAUACUGGAGAAAAGCCACAUCAGUGUUCUCAGUGUGGAAAGACUUUUAGUCAAAUGGGUCAUCUCAAGACACACCAGAGGAUCCAUACUGGAGAAAAGUCAUAUCAUUGUUCUCAGUGUGGAAAGACUUUUAGUGAAAUGGGUAGUCUUAAGAAACACCAGAGAAUCCACACUGGGGAAAAGCCAUACCAUUGUUCUCAGUGUGGAAAGACCUUUACUCAAAUGGGUGAACUGAAGAGACACCAGAUGAUCCACACUGGAGAAAAGCCAUACCAUUGUUCUCAGUGUGGAAAGACCUAUAGGCAAAUGGUCGAACUGGAGAGACACCAGAUGUUCCACACUGGAGAAAAGCCAUAUCAGUGUACUACAUGUGGGAAGGGUUUCAAAAGUAGCAGUGAACUUAGGAUCCACCAGAUGACACAUACUGGAGAAAAGCCACAUCAGUGUUCUCAGUGUGGAAAGUAUUUUAGUAGAAUGUCUCAUCUCAAGACACACCAGAUAAUUCACACUGGGGAAAAGCCAUACCAUUGUUCUCAGUGUAGAAAGUCUUUUAGUAGAAUGUCUCAUCUCAAGACACACCUGAUGAUCCACACUGGGGAAAAGCCAUAUCAGUGUACUACAUGUGAGAAGGGUUUCAGGAGUAGCAAAGAACUUAGAAUCCACCAGAUGACACAUAUACCCCUUUUCCACCAAAGCCAGGCCGGUGCUGGUUCCGAGCUGGUUCCAACUCUGGAACCAGUUCUUCCGUUUUCCACACAAAAAAAGCUGGCUCCGGUUCGAAGUCAGCACCAGCUUUUAGGUGGGCCAGAAACAAGAACCGGUGACGUCGGGUUCGUCCCGAGGUUUUGGGCGGAGCUACCACACCAGAAACAGAAAUUUUCGCCGCCAUUUUUUUCCACCGUCAACCAAGAGGAUGAGUGA
This is a messenger RNA of Clupea harengus (Atlantic herring), 1446 nucleotides long. RefSeq lists its product as uncharacterized. Lineage: Eukaryota; Metazoa; Chordata; Actinopteri; Clupeiformes; Clupeidae. Gene Ontology annotation, molecular function: DNA-binding transcription factor activity, RNA polymerase II-specific; RNA polymerase II cis-regulatory region sequence-specific DNA binding. Gene Ontology annotation, biological process: regulation of transcription by RNA polymerase II. Gene Ontology annotation, cellular component: transcription regulator complex; PcG protein complex; chromatin. The record is from RefSeq and is a predicted model, not a curated record.